Lentinula edodes (shiitake mushroom) is the source of this 408-nucleotide messenger RNA. RefSeq lists its product as uncharacterized. The record is from RefSeq and is a predicted model, not a curated record. The transcript has a single exon. The annotation marks the transcript as partial. NCBI's taxonomy places the organism in Eukaryota, Fungi, Basidiomycota, Agaricomycetes, Agaricales, Omphalotaceae.
ACACCAUAUGAAUUACGGCUCCAAAACGCGCUCCUGGAAUCAGAGGCGAGAGAUUCCACUCGAAAAGAUGCCUUAAUGGAAGCACAGGCAGGCCUGGUACUGUCUAACCUGUAUUCUGUACAGGUUAAUAGACAGCUACAGGCAAAGGAGGAGAAGAAAAGCACCAAAGGGAAGAAGAGGUUGAUGGGAGAUGGGAAAGCAAAGUUAUUUACUGGAGAUGAGUUUUACCAACUCUGUGUAGACGAUGAGCAGCAGCGACAAGAAGAUAUUGAGAAUGCGAACAAACGUCGGGAUGCAAGGCAGGCACAAGCUGAAAAGAUCUCGGAAUGGAAGAAGGAUAACGAAGCAAUUAAAGAGCAAAAUAAGGCAAAGAAGGAAGAAUUUUCGGUAGCAGUGGCAGCAUGGGAG